Ophidiomyces ophidiicola is the source of this 840-nucleotide messenger RNA. RefSeq lists its product as uncharacterized. Bases 1 to 840 code for a protein of 279 amino acids. The record is from RefSeq and is a predicted model, not a curated record. Lineage: Eukaryota; Fungi; Ascomycota; Eurotiomycetes; Onygenales; Onygenaceae. The transcript has a single exon.
AUGCUAGCCAAUUCGCGAUCGGACGCCCCCGGCGACCAGCCCGAGACACCAUCUAUACAUAGAACGAGAGAUGCGCCUGUUGCAGGGCUGCUGACCCCAGAGACCGGGGGAAGGAGGGUGAGGUUUACAGAUGAUAGUCGGCAGGGCUCGAGUAAACGACGGCGCGUUGCCGGAGCGCAAAGAAGCAGCUCAUUUAUGUUGGACUGGCUGCAGAAGGGGAAUAGUUCCUCUGAAGGAGAGAGCGAAGGCAACGGAGGCGUAAGAGUCGAGGACCAGCCGGCUGUGGAUCUGGCUCCAGACAGGGAAACAAACCCUGGGGAUGCUCCUGCGCCAGACCAGCAACCUGAUAAUGCAGCAGACGCUGCGAUUCCAAACAAGCCAGUAGAACAACUAGCCAACGACACCGAAGAGACGCCUCUCAUCCAACCCUCGGCGCCGCCAGACCCUUCCCCACAGCCCAGACCGCCGCUCCGUCCACCUAUUCCACUCUUCUCAGCAAACGGCGGCGCACGGCCGGCCGACACACCCGCUCCCGCCCGUUCCAACGGGCCGUCGGCCUUUAUAGGCACAUACAACCUCCGCUCAAAAGAGACCCAGCACUGCAAACUGAUCUCCCAAACCCUUACUCUGCUCGCUGCUCACGGCGUGGUGCUCGACGAGCCCGCCAAGGACGACUUGAUCAGCCUGCUGGACCGGUAUGAUCUGCGCACGGAGGGGAUUAUCAGGGGCAGGGAUAUAUCACGGGCGGCGAACCAGGCUCGCGAGGAGAAGAUUCAGAUGCUGUUGGGAAGGAUUAAGACUCUGGAGGCGGAGAAGGAGGCGCGUGAUGUGAUAAAGUGA